This is a messenger RNA of Rhinichthys klamathensis goyatoka, 1556 nucleotides long. It is a transcript of the gene drc2, whose product is annotated as coiled-coil domain containing 65. NCBI's taxonomy places the organism in Eukaryota, Metazoa, Chordata, Actinopteri, Cypriniformes, Leuciscidae. The coding region runs from base 9 to 1487 and encodes 492 amino acids. The transcript has 8 exons. Gene Ontology annotation, cellular component: axoneme; axonemal dynein complex. Gene Ontology annotation, biological process: axonemal dynein complex assembly; cilium-dependent cell motility; regulation of cilium movement. The record is from RefSeq and is a predicted model, not a curated record.
CAGCAAACAUGUCUAAAAAAGCAGGGAAGAAAGGAGGUGGAAAACAUGCCGGGAUGACUGAGGAGGAGAGACUUCUGUACAUGCAGCAAAAGGCUCAAGCUGAGGAGGAUAUUGCCAAGAGAAAAGAGGACAUGCUCACCCACUUCCUCAAGGAUAAACUGCAGAAAGAGGAGAAGAACACCAUUCUGAAUCUCGACAAGCUGCGGCAGCAGUGGCGUGCUGUUUUAACACAGACCAAGACAGCAGAGCUACGCAAUGACAUCUCAGUCCUCAGCCAGAGCUUUGAGAGAGUCCUCGACUGCAAAGACAACAUCAUUAAGAGUUUGGUGGUUGAUCUGUCUGAGAGGGAGCAGCAGUCAGAGCUGGCGCGCAGUUCUCAUCUGCAGAACGUGGACUGUCUGUUAGAGCUUCAUAGGAGUCGGCUGGCAGAACUAGCGUUCAACUUCAACACCAGUCUCGAAGAACUUAGCUCAGAGUAUAAUACUGAGAGGGAGCAGAUUCUUUCACAGCACCAGCAGGAGAGUGUGGAUUUGGAGAAUGUAAUGUUUUCCAUGGAAAAGCACUACGCUGAUAUUGACAAUGAGGCGAGACGUGACUACGAGAGCAAUGGCAAUCAAAUUAAAAAACAGAACAAAGAGGAAAAUCAAGCAGUGAAAGAACAGAUGAAUGGGGUUAUGGAUCAACUGUGGCGAGACAUGCAGGAGGUUUUACACAAAUACAAAGAGUCCACCCAAACCAAAUUUAAAUCAUUUGACUCUCUGGAUCUCAAGGAUAAACAGAGUGCUAAAGAGAUUGACGCACAUAAAAAGCACAUUCAGAAGUUGCAGGAGAACAUCUCAGCUCUGCGCUGUCAGCUGAGCUCUAGUCAAAGCGGAGGAACAGUUCAGCAGCUUCGUUCAGACCGUGACAAGCUCGGCCAGGAAGUUCAACAUCUCAGAGUCCGGCUCGGUGCGGACCGAACCACUCGGAGAAAGCAGCUCACUAAACUUACCAUUCAAAGCAACAAUGCUGCUAAAAAACUACAGGAGACAACAGCUUUGGGGGAAAGGUUGAUCCGUCUCUCUGAGUUGUGCAGUAAGAUGGAGACGGAGCACGAGAAGGUUCUGCCCUUCUACAAAUCAUCAUUGAGUGAAGAAGAGCUGAGUCAGGAGAAAGCCAAUGCCAUGAAGUCGGCGAAUGAGACACUCCCUCAGCUAAUACAUGACUAUUCUCCUCUUGGGAAGUUUUGGCAACGUUACAACAAGGUUCAGCUUGACCGUUUGUGUCUGAAGCGAGAGAAAGUGCUUCUGUUACAGGAGAAUGAACGACUGAGGAUCUAUCUGAAGCAGUACCUGGAUGAAGUUUCGGUCUCUGGUGAGAGUUUUCAGCAACAAAAGCUUCUGGUGGUGUCUUCUUCAACUCUACAGACCCCCGCUGCCACUGAGAGACGCGGUCAAAAGCGCUAUGUGGUCCAAGAAGCAGCUAAUAUUGUGCAGAAACAGCUUUAAGGAAUAAAUGUGAAACGUGUAAUGUAAAAGUGUGUUUCUGAAAGCAAUUAAAAUGUUUUUAUCCCUCUG